ACUCGGGCAAGAGCAGGGAGUUAGACCCGCGACAGCCGCGUUCAUCCCGCGACGGAGGGAAAGCUCCGCGGCUGGACCGCGCGAAUACACCAGCAACACGGCGCCCUUCGGCCUAUUGUGUCCUUUCCCUGCCUGAAGCGACCCGAACCAGACCACCGAGCAGGGCUUCCCUGAUGGGGAAACUGAGGCGCCAGGCGCCCACCUGGGCCCGCCCUCCUCCCUCGCCGUCCUACCCGAAGCGGAUCGCUGUCCAGUACUCUGGGCCCAGGGUACUGUUGCCGCGGCAACCGUGCCAAGGAGGAAGCGACUACACCUCCCGGCGUCCACAGCGCCCCGAGGGCCAAUGGCGCCUCAGAGCGCUGGAGGAACCGCUGGGUGCCGUCCACCAACGACUCCCGCCUCGGUCACUUCCGACUCUCGUCGGGGAAGUUCUAUGGCCACAAAGAGAAGGACAAAGCAACAAGGGCCGCACACUAGUGCUGCAGUACACAGUGAAGCAUGAGCAGAAGAUGGACUGCGGUGGCGGCUAUGUCAAGCUCUUCCCUGCUGACCUGGACCCUCGGACACUGAACUCGCAGUCUCCCUACUACAUCAUGUUUGGACCUGAUAUCUGUGGAUUUGAUUUCAAGAAAGUUCAUGUCAUUUUACAAUUCAAGAAUGAGUAUCACGCCAACAAGAAAACCAUCAAGUGUAAGGUGGACGGCUUCACACACCUCUACACGCUGAUCCUGCGGCCGGAUCUCACCUACGAGGUCAAGAUUGAUGGACAGUCCACCGAGCUGGGCAGCAUUGAGCACGACUGGCACCUGACAUCGCUCAGGAAGACGGCGGCGAUGGUGGUGGCGGCUGCUGCAGACACAGACCAGGGCAGAGCCAGGACAGCCCAGGACUGGAAGAAGCAUUUCCUGGACGCCAGGGCCAACAAGCCGAGCGAUUGGAACAGUGAGCUGGACAGGGACUGGCCGGGGCCCAUGCUGCAGAAGCCACCCUAUCAGGAUGGCCUGAAGCCAGAGGGAAUCAACCCGGACAUCUGGCUGCACGAGAAGAUGAGCAGCACUAGCUACCUGACUCAGUAUGACCUCUCAGAGUUCGAGAACAUUGGCGCCAUUGGGCUGGAGCUGUGGCAGGUUAGGUCGGGAACCAUCUUUGACAACUUCCUGCUCACAGAUGAUGAGGCGUAUGCAGAGAAUUUUGGGAAGGCCACCUGGGGCCAAACCAAGGGCCCAGAGAAGGAGAUGGAUGACAUCCUGAUCAAGGAGGAGCUGAUCAGAGCCCGCGAGGAGGAAGAGGAUGAGCUGCUGGAGGGCAGGGGCCACAAGCCUCAGGACGCCUUCCGCCCAUUUCACAGGCGGCAGGAGCUGUAGUCCGGCCUGCGGUAGGCAGAGGUGACUGGUAAAACCUCCAUUCUACAUCAGUCUACAAUUCAAAACUCGGUCUGUGUGUGCUAAUUUGUCCAGUGCCCUUGAAAAACGUCCCUCGGGGCCCGGUGUGAUGGGGCAGCAGUACUCAGGAGGCAGUGGCAGGGGGGUUCCCAUGAAUUGAAGCCCGCCAGAACUCAUAGUGAGACCCUGCCUCAGAAAAGGAAACAACACAAAAAAAGUUAAAACGUCUUCUGGCUCCUCAGUGGGGUAGGGCGAGUUUUCUUUCUCCUUCAAGCCUACAGCAGAAAGGUUCUCUCCAUAGGUCUAUGCAGCAGAGACACAGUGUUUUUUCUUAAUCCUUAACGUUCUGAAAAUAAAAGUCUGUAAAAUGCA
Messenger RNA from Cavia porcellus (domestic guinea pig), 1754 nucleotides. It is a transcript of the gene Calr3, whose product is annotated as calreticulin 3. Bases 174 to 1364 code for a protein of 396 amino acids. Gene Ontology annotation, molecular function: calcium ion binding. Gene Ontology annotation, cellular component: endoplasmic reticulum; endoplasmic reticulum membrane. NCBI's taxonomy places the organism in Eukaryota, Metazoa, Chordata, Mammalia, Rodentia, Caviidae. The record is from RefSeq and is a predicted model, not a curated record. The transcript has 9 exons. Gene Ontology annotation, biological process: protein folding.